Messenger RNA from Carlito syrichta (Philippine tarsier), 3381 nucleotides. RefSeq names its product zinc finger and BTB domain containing 41 (gene ZBTB41). Gene Ontology annotation, biological process: regulation of transcription by RNA polymerase II. The coding region runs from base 184 to 2916 and encodes 910 amino acids. NCBI's taxonomy places the organism in Eukaryota, Metazoa, Chordata, Mammalia, Primates, Tarsiidae. The transcript is spliced from 11 exons. Gene Ontology annotation, cellular component: nucleus. Gene Ontology annotation, molecular function: DNA-binding transcription factor activity, RNA polymerase II-specific; RNA polymerase II transcription regulatory region sequence-specific DNA binding; protein binding. The record is from RefSeq and is a predicted model, not a curated record.
CUGGAGCGAGUGCGCCCAGAGCGGAGCUCAGCGGCUGGGAGCCAGCGGGGGAGCCCUGGGUUCCCGACCAUGAAACUCUUGGGCACGCCCCUCCAGAAGCUGUUAGCCAAGACAAUCUAGUUUUCCUUUAUACAUCUCUUAAGACACUUAUGAAGUUUCUUGUUCUGAAAUUGCUGUACUGCAAUGAAGAAAAGGAGAAGGCUUACUUCAAAUCUUGAUGAGAAGAUCCACCUAGGCUAUCAUAAAGAUUCUUCAGAAGGAAAUGUUGCAGUGGAGUGUGACCAAGUGACCUAUACUCAUUCUACAGAAAGACCAACUCCUGAAGCUCUUAACUGUUAUCAGGAACUUCCUCCAUCUCCAGAUCAGAGAAAGCUUUUGAGUUCUUUGCAGUAUAAUAAGAAUUUGCUAAAAUAUCUAAACGAUGACAGGCAGAAGCAGCCAUCUUUUUGUGAUUUGCUUAUCAUAGUAGAAGGAAAAGAAUUUAGUGCUCAUAAAGUAGUCGUUGCUGUUGGCAGUAGUUAUUUUCACGCGUGUUUGAGCAAAAAUCCAAGCACUGAUGUUGUCACGCUGGAUCACGUAACACAUUCAGUUUUUCAGCAUUUGCUUGAAUUUCUUUACACAUCAGAAUUUUUUGUGUACAAAUAUGAAAUACCUCUUGUUUUAGAGGCUGCAAAAUUUUUGGACAUCAUAGAUGCAGUAAAGCUGCUAAAUAAUGAAAAUGUUGCCACUUUUCAGCCCGAGCUAACUGAAAAGUCAUCACCAGAAGAAGCACUAAAUGAAUUAACUGGAAGACUAUCAAAUAAUCAUCAGUGCAAAUUCUGUAGUAGACAUUUUUGUUAUAAAAAGUCCUUAGAAAAUCAUUUGGCUAAAACCCACAGGUCCCUUUUAUUAGGGAAAAAACAUGGGUUAAAAAUGUUGGAGAGAAGCUUUUCUGCAAGAAGAUCAAAAAGGAAUCGGAAGUGCCCUGUUAAGUUUGAUGAUACCAGCGAUGAUGAACACGAAAGUCAUGAUGGAUCAGACAAUCUGAAUCAAGAGAAUUUUGAGAAGGAAAAAUCAGAUAGAAAUGAUUCUGAGGAUCCUGGAAGUGAAUAUAAUGCUGAAGAAGAUGAGCUAGAGGAGGAAAUGUCAGAUGAAUAUUCUGACAUUGAAGAACAAAGCGAAAAAGAUCAUAAUGAUGCAGAAGAAGAACCUGAGGCUGGUGAUUCUGUAGGGAAUAUUCAUGAGGGGUUAACUCCAGUAGUCAUUCAGAACAGUAACAAAAAAAUAUUACAGUGUCCUAAAUGUGAUAAAACAUUUGACCGAAUAGGGAAAUAUGAGAGCCACACCCGUGUUCACACAGGUGAGAAGCCCUUUGAGUGUGAUAUUUGUCACCAGCGCUAUUCGACAAAGUCUAACCUAACUGUUCACAGAAAGAAGCACAGUAAUGAAACAGAAUUUCAUAAGAAGGAGCACAAGUGCCCUUAUUGUAAUAAACUACACGCAAGCAAGAAGACUUUAGCCAAGCAUGUUAAGAGAUUUCAUCCUGAAAAUGCACAAGAAUUUAUUUCCAUUAAGAAGACUAAGAGUGAAAGUUGGAAAUGUGAUAUUUGUAAGAAAUCUUUUACUCGAAGACCACACUUGGAGGAACAUAUGAUUCUACAUUCUCAAGAUAAACCUUUUAAAUGUACCUAUUGUGAAGAACAUUUCAAAUCACGGUUUGCACGGUUAAAGCAUCAAGAGAAGUUUCAUCUGGGUCCUUUUCCAUGUGAUAUAUGUGGUCGCCAAUUUAAUGACACUGGAAAUUUGAAACGCCAUAUAGAAUGUACUCAUGGUGGAAAGAGAAAAUGGACUUGCUUUAUCUGUGGAAAAUCAGUACGAGAAAGAACUACUUUGAAAGAACAUUUGAGAAUCCAUAGUGGAGAAAAACCUCACCUUUGCAGUAUUUGUGGGCAAAGUUUUCGUCAUGGAAGUUCAUAUAGACUUCAUUUACGAGUACAUCAUGAUGAUAAAAGAUAUGAGUGUGAUGAAUGUGGAAAAACAUUUAUUCGUCACGACCACCUUACAAAGCACAAAAAAAUACACUCAGGUGAAAAAGCUCAUCAGUGUGAAGAAUGUGGAAAAUGUUUUGGUCGUAGGGAUCAUCUCACUGUUCAUUACAAAAGUGUACACCUUGGAGAAAAAGUGUGGCAAAAAUAUAAAGCAACAUUUCAUCAAUGUGAUGUCUGUAAGAAAAUUUUUAAAGGCAAAUCAAGUCUGGAAAUGCAUUUUCGGACUCAUUCAGGUGAAAAACCAUACAAGUGUCAAAUUUGCAAUCAGUCUUUUAGAAUUAAGAAAACAUUAACAAAACACCUGGUUAUUCAUUCUGAUGCCCGGCCUUUCAACUGUCAGCACUGUAAUGCAACAUUUAAGCGGAAAGACAAGCUGAAAUACCACAUUGACCACGUUCAUGAGAUCAAAUCUCCUGAUGAUCCUCUCAGUACUUCUGAGGAAAAACUUGUAUCCUUGCCUGUAGAGUACUCAUCUGAUGAUAAAAUCUUUCAAACAGAAACAAAACAAUAUAUGGAUCAGCCCAAAAUGUAUCAGUCCGAAGCCAAGACUAUGUUACAGAAUGUGUCUGCUGAAGUAUGUGUUCCAGUAACACUGGUUCCAGUUCAGAUGCCAGACACUCCAAGUGAGCUAGUGCGGCAUACCACCACACUCCCACCAUCUUCUCAUGAGAUUCUGUCACCACAGCCACAAUCAUCUGAUUAUCCACGAGCAGCCGAUUUAGCUUUUCUGGAAAAAUAUACUCUUACUCCUCAGCCUGCAAAUAUAGUUCAUCCGGUUCGACCUGAACAAAUGCUAGAUCCUAGAGAACAGUCUUAUCUUGGAACAUUAUUGGGCCUUGAUAACCCUACUGGUGUUCAAAAUAUUUCUAGUAAUGAACAUCAUUCAUGAGUAAAUCUAAACAUUCCACAGACUCUUUUAUGGUUAUAUGCUAAUGGUAGCCAAUAGCUGAUAACUUUUAAAUUAGUAGGGCUGCUAUUUUUCCAUUUUCUCUAGUUUCUCAAGUCCUCAGAACAGUUUUAAAUCCAGAAAACUGUGUGUCUCUGUUUACUGAACAUAUGAAUAUUUGAACAGAUUUUUCUGGCAUAAUAUUUGAAGUGAACUUUUUUUGUGAUUUUUAAAGAUUAUUUAGCAUUAAUUUUUAAUGAGUUCUCAAACUUUUCAGAAUUAUUAGCUGCUGGUAUUAUAGGGUUUGUUUUUGUAAUCAGUGGGAAUUCUUAUUCUUGAAUCUCCUUUUCCUUUUCUUUCUUUCCCAUCUCCUCACAAACAAGUGUAAGAAAGUCUUGGUGGAUAUGUCUGUGUUAUCUUUCCAUCUAUCCAUAAUUUUAGGUUAUAUCUUUUGAACUUUUUUUCAGA